AAAUCUUAUUGCUCUUUAGAAAUCAGUAGUAUAUAUAGUUUCGGAAUGUCUGACUUAAAACGAAAGGGUAAGGCUUUCUAUAAAGGGUAUUCUAAAAAAAGAAGAUGGAAGGAAGAGCUUCGACCUGGCCUUGCUGGUGUCCUUAUAACAUGUGAUGGACGUGAAAGAAAUGCUGUUGCUGAAGCAUAUCGUUUACUUAAUGAAUACGCUGAUGCAAAAUAUGGUCCAGAAAAACAUGCUGAAGAAGACUCUGAUGAUUCUAAUGAAUUGGAUAUUGAGGAGGCUUUAAAGAAAGAGGUGGCAGAUAUCAAAGAGUCAAACAAGAUGGGAACAGAAAGAAGAUUUCAAACUGUUGAAAACAAAGCAAAAAAUGUCAUUUUCAUCAGAACAGCCAGCACAAUUAAUCCAUUUGAACUUGUGCACAAUAUUUUCAAUGAUAUUCUCUGUUCAGAAGUUAGAAAGAGUAAAUUCUGUUUACGAUUUUUGCCUGUUUUGAAAACGUGUUAUGCUAAAGUGGAUGAAAUUGUUAAAGCUUCAAAACCGAUUAUAGAGGAAUAUUUUCAUAGCAUUUCAGAUCCAUUUACAUAUUGCAUCAUGUGGAAAACUAGAUGUAAUAAUCAGAUCAAACGUGAUGAUGUUAUUUUAAGGCUUGUGGAUGUGAUUUGUGAGAAGGAGUGUGGCCAUGAAACAGAAUACAAACAUCCUGAUGUUAUUUUGAAUAUAGAUAUCAUUGGAAAUAUAUGCUGUCUGGGCAUUCUACGAAAUUAUCAAAAGUUUAGAAAAUAUAACUUGGAUAUGCUGCUCAAGGAAACAGUCGUUGCAGAUGAAAGUGUGAAAACAGAAAAUAAAGAUGAUGUGAAAAAGGAAAUUCAAGAUGAUGGAGAAAAAGAAGUUAAAAUUGAUGCGAAAACAGGAGCUGAUAUAAAAAUUAAAAGCAUGUGUAAUGUGGAAAAAGCUGAUCAAGAUAAAGUUAAGAAAGAAGAUGAAGUUAAGAAAAUGGAAAACGAUGUGAAAACACAACUUUUAGUGGAAUCUCAAGCAAAAAACAAUUCUGAAUGCACUCAGCAACAGGAUCAUAUAGAAAACAAAAACACAGUUGACAAAGCUGGUAUAGAAGAAAUGAAACAAGAGUGAUAUAAAACAUGUCUAAGCUUUAUUAAACUGUGUUUUAACUUUUGUAUAUGUUUAUAACCUAGCCCAGAUCAAACUAACCAUGUUACAAAUUAAA
Hydractinia symbiolongicarpus is the source of this 1228-nucleotide messenger RNA. RefSeq names its product THUMP domain-containing protein 1-like. NCBI's taxonomy places the organism in Eukaryota, Metazoa, Cnidaria, Hydrozoa, Anthoathecata, Hydractiniidae. Gene Ontology annotation, biological process: tRNA modification. Gene Ontology annotation, molecular function: RNA binding. The coding region runs from base 46 to 1134 and encodes 362 amino acids. The transcript has a single exon. The record is from RefSeq and is a predicted model, not a curated record.